Messenger RNA from Symsagittifera roscoffensis, 527 nucleotides. RefSeq names its product large ribosomal subunit protein uL14. The coding region runs from base 108 to 527 and encodes 139 amino acids. Gene Ontology annotation, molecular function: large ribosomal subunit rRNA binding; structural constituent of ribosome. Gene Ontology annotation, cellular component: cytosolic large ribosomal subunit; ribosome. The record is from RefSeq and is a predicted model, not a curated record. Lineage: Eukaryota; Metazoa; Xenacoelomorpha; Acoela; Convolutidae. Gene Ontology annotation, biological process: translation. The transcript is spliced from 3 exons.
GGUUGGACAAAUUGGUCAGCUUUUACAUUCAACGCUCGAGAAAUAAAUUUCCCUACCAAUUAACCUUUUCAUUUCUUUAUCGAACGCUUCCUGUAAAUUUAUUGAGUAUGUCGCGACGAGGAAAGGGAGGUGGAGGUUGUAAGUUCAGGAUCUCUCUCGGUCUCCCGGUAGGAGCAGUCAUCAACUGUGCGGACAACACCGGUGCGAAGAACUUGUACAUCAUCUCUGUGAAGCGAGUCACUGGAAGACUUAACAGGUUGCCAGCCGCUGGAUGCGGUGACAUGGUGAUGGCCACGGUGAAGAAAGGCAAGCCAGAACUGAGGAAGAAAGUCAUGCCGGCAGUUGUGAUCAGACAGAGGAAGCCCUACAGACGCAAGGACGGUGUGUUCAUCUACUUCGAGGACAACGCUGGAGUCAUUGUCAAUGUAAAGGGAGAGAUGAAAGGAUCUGCCAUCACUGGACCGGUUGCCAAGGAGUGCGCUGACCUGUGGCCUAAAAUCAGUUCUAAUGCUUCCUCUGUCGCAUAA